Messenger RNA from Thunnus maccoyii (southern bluefin tuna), 3782 nucleotides. It is a transcript of the gene ca5a, whose product is annotated as carbonic anhydrase Va. Gene Ontology annotation, molecular function: carbonate dehydratase activity; zinc ion binding. Gene Ontology annotation, cellular component: cytoplasm; mitochondrion. The transcript is spliced from 7 exons. The record is from RefSeq and is a predicted model, not a curated record. Bases 1309 to 2160 code for a protein of 283 amino acids. Lineage: Eukaryota; Metazoa; Chordata; Actinopteri; Scombriformes; Scombridae.
GCGUUUCAUUGUUUAGCUGCAGCAGCAGAUUAGUAACACAAAGAAAGAGUUAAGAUUGUAAUCUUGGAAGAUGCUUGACUUGUGUAAGUCAGACUGAUGAAGCCUCAGUGUUAACUUUGGUUGAACUUUAGAUUCCCUCUUUGCACAAAAAGAGGAUUGUGGUUGUCCCCCAUCACCUUGAAAGCACACUAGGGAGAGAUCUCAUGAACGGCUAGUAUGCGCAGGAGGACUGAUUACAGCAAGCAACAAAUAUUUCAGCAUUCAUAUGAGCACUUGACUAUAAUUUUAAGACAGACUUGAGAAAUUGUGAACUUGUCCUUUAAAGCUUUCAUCCUGAGUAAAAUCAGUGAAUAGGCAGUGUUUCAGCAUCUUGCACAAGGGCACCUCUGCAGGACAGAUAUUCACUGCUGGACUCAAACCUGUGCUCAGAUUGAGCAGGUCACUAUAUCCACACUUUUUGCUUUACAUACAGAAAACACAGCUAGAGAUUCAGAACUCUUCAUACACACUUGAAAUGUUCUGAUUUGCGUCACAGAAGCACUACAGAGUGACACAGAGCGAUCAGAACAGCCUCGUCGCUGACAGUUAACCUAGUGAAUGAGCAUGAGCAAUAACAGAGUCAGGCGGCUAGCUCCCCCAGGAGGAGUCGCUGAAAUCUGAUGAAGAUGAAGGUCAUCUCCCAGUCAGACCUGUUCAGCUUUGCUCUCAGCGGAAACCUUAAGCCCCGUGCUGGAUGAAUGGAGAGGAAAACAACAGACUGCACUGCUUUUGUGCCUCUGACAACUAUUCUUGAAAGAUAAGUUUGCUCUGUAGAUUAUGGUGAGGAAAGAGAGGGAAACUUUUUUUUUUAAAUGUUUUUAUGAGUGGAGUUAAAGUAGAUUUAAUGUUCUUUGGUGUUUGGGUGGAUUUCAAGGGAACAGGAAAAGAAAGAGGGGGGGAAGGGAAGGAAAGUGGGGUUUCGGGUAAUUAGAAGUCAGGUCCCGUUGACAGACGUUGGCUCAAGCUGGCGGUUUGACCGGCCAGAGGUCCUGGUCUGAUUCUCCUGCUGUGGAGGGGAGCUGGGGGCGUGCCAGGACAUUCCGCGUGUCACUUUCUGUACAGCCAGCCCACUUCUUUUUUAUUUUGUGAUUUCCUUUAAGGAAAAAAAAAAGUAAGCAGACUAGAAGGAAGUACUAUUGCUCACUUGCUCCUUUUUCAUUCAGUCAGUUCAGAGAGACGGGAGAGGAUUGUGUGUGUCUAUCUACCACUAUCACUGAAGUUUGAAUCAUUUUUUAUGAGGAAACUUUGAGUUUUUUUUUUAAUUUCAAAAUGGACUGUUGCAAAAUGCAGGAAGCAGCAGAGUACAACAUGAAAAUGCAUCCCAUGUGGCAGGGACCCCUCGCGGUACCCGGAGGCGAUCGCCAGUCUCCCAUCGACAUCGUGGUGCGAAAGAGCGUCUUUGACUCGCAGAUGAAGCCUCUGGUCACCGACUACGACCCGCAAACCUGCCAGCAAAUCUGGAACAACGGUUACUCCUUCCUGGUUGAGUAUGAUGACACCACAGACAAGUCCAUGCUGAAAGGUGGCCCCCUGCAAGACAAAUUCAGGCUGUGUCAGUUCCACUUCCACUGGGGUGAGAACAACACCUGGGGGUCAGAACACACCGUGGACAGGAGGCUGUUUCCCGCAGAGCUCCACUUGGUCCACUGGAACUCUGACAAGUACAGUCUGUUUGAGGAGGCAGUGAUGGAGGACAAUGGGCUGGCUGUUAUCGGAGUCUUUCUUAAGGUGGGGAAGAGACACGAGGGGCUGCAGAAACUGGUUGACGCUCUGCCUGCAAUCAGACACAAGGACAGUGUAGUUGAGUUUACCAGGUUCGAUCCUGCCUGUCUGUUACCCAGCAACACUGAUGACUACUGGACGUACCACGGCUCUCUGACAACACCUCCUCUGACAGAGUCUGUCACCUGGAUCAUUAUGAAGCAGCACAUAGAAGUCAGCCACGACCAGCUGGCGGUCUUCCGGAGCCUUCUGUUCACCUCGGCUGAGGAGGAGGUACAGAAGAGCAUGGUGAACAACUUCCGCGUGCAGCAGCCUCUCCGGGGUCGCACCGUCCGCUCCUCCUUCACCCCCUUCCUACAGGAGUCGCCGUCAGCCGAAGGCGACAAUCACACCCACUGACGCUGCUAGAACCAGUACACACAUCCUCUCACACAGUAACACAUGACCACCGUUACACACAGUAACCGUACCAAAACUACUGUCCACAAACUUUGUUCCGUCACAGCACAAUGUUGCUGAUAUGAAUAUUUGCAGCUGAAAACAUACUUUACGGUAUGACAACGUUUCCUCCGAGGAACCUCAGUUACGCUAAACGCUGUUCCUCUGUCAUCGAGUGAAAAGAUUUUUUUAAUUGACAAACAGUUAACAGUUAUACAUAGAGGAUGUAGGAAGACACGUAUUUCUGCUUAGUCGAGAUUUUAAAUUUUUCUUUAGAUUUUUCAGAUUUUGGUUUGACUCACCAAUAACCAAUAAGGGAUGGUUGCUGUGGGGAAAAUAUGUAGUUUUACUGAUUUUUAUUAACAUGAAUUGUAUUUAUUAUAAAUCUACGGUUUAUUGAGUUACUAUACAUAAGGUUGUACCUGCAACUUAAGGUAAAAAAUAAGCUGAAGGUGCAAACUCAACUGUACUGUGUGCAGGCCACAGUCUUUACUUCAGCAGAGUCUGCUCUGACUUCCCGGUGGUGAUGGUUUUAUCCAUAUAAGGAGGCUGGAGCUGCUGCCAGUUUACAGCACAACACCCAGGAGAUUUGAACAUACUAGAGUUCUCAUCUGGGUAGUGUCUCUCCAGCACAAUACAUAUAUUUCAAAUGUCAAGCUUUUUAUACCACAAUGUCACUUUUUAAGUCUUUUAUGGAUGCUCGUUGGGUUUAUGGCUGAUUUAGUCAUCUAUACAUUAUUAAGAGGAACAGAAUGUAUGUUUUCUCAAUCUGUUACAAAUAGGUUUCGCUGUAUACAAUACAUCUCAAUAUUUUUAUUGCAUUUGUUUUCUACAGUAAAGGAACUCUAUUAAGCCUUGGUUCUUCUGUUCAGAAGAAUGUUACCAAUACGCACAAACAUGCCAAGAUACUGUAGUAUUUUAGGAAUAUUCUGAUUGAAAUGAGCAGUUCUUCUUCCAUAACUCUGUCUUACUUCAGUCUCAUGUAUCAUAACCACAGUGCCUUACAUGUUGUCUGCAUGACUCACUGCUAUCGGCAGAGGUUCCCCCAAACACAAUCUGAGCAUGAGAAGUAUCUCUGUUCCAUACCUGUUCUCUACAGCUACAGUUCAAGCACAGCACGUGACGUCUGCUCACAGUAACAUUUGAGACUCAGCUGAUGUUUACUUAGGGGAAGAAACUCUUCACCUCAUUCUUCUUCGUUUGAAAGAAGUAAGUCAGUGAUUGAAAGCAGAGCUCCUUCAUCGUCACAUGGCUGUGCUUCAGACAGUCAGCUGAGGAACAUUGUAGAGGAAUCAGGUAAACCUGGACCUGCUUAAACAUCCAGGUCGACUCAUUGAAUCGGGCUGAUAUUGAAAAAGAUCUGCUAUCUUCAUCCGUCUGUCUGGUUUUGUCAGUUUUCUGUCCUCUCAUGUUUGUUUAUUUUUGUGAAAAAUUAAUCAGAGUAGCAUGAUAGGACAAAUUAAAUUAAGCUGUUUCCGGUUCAGGAAAAUGGUGAAAAGAAUCACAAAUGUUAUGUUGAGACUCCUAACUAGUCUGAACUUCUACCAUCUUUAUUUUAAAAUAAAGUGAAAAUGCACAAAGGA